AUGUAUACCAAUUUCGUUUUUCUCCCUAAUAUAAAUUAUAACUCCGAUAAAACCCAUUCUCAUGAGAAGCGGGUCCUGUUCUCGUCGACGAACAAGCAUCCCAUACUCCGUCGGACGCCGUCCACCGUUGUCAGCCCUGCGUGGUUUUUCUCUGGAAAACUGGGAAGAAGUGGAGAGGCAGAGAAAGCAGUGGAAAUGGGAACUUGCGGAUGGCCUUCUUCUCCUUCUUUAGGCAUAGUAUGCUCUUCAUUAUCUCUGCUUCCUCCACCAUUUCAUCCGGCUCUGGUUUCAUGCCCACUGCGUCAGCCUAAAAUUUUUCUAUACUCAUUUGACAAAACCCUUCGCCAGAUCCAGAAUUCUAGAGCCAUAUCUUGUCUCUGUGCCAACAGUGCGGAAGUGGCAUCGGAUGCUGUACGUGCUGCAAAAGCAGGUUCUAUGGUAGCAGGUAAAGGAGCUUCUUGCAAUGACUCUAAGAAUUUGAAAUUACUUUGCAACCCUGACAAUUCUAUUCUAAUCAUCGAUCAAGUUGAUGACAUUAGUUGCCCAUUUGAAACUCAUCAACGGACAUCACUUGUUGAUCUCUUGAAAGUUUGUGAGGAAUGGGGGUUACUCCAAGAGGCUAAGUCUAUUCAUGGGUAUGUCUUAAAGUCAAAAUUCUCAGACCAGGAUUGCUUAGUGUUGUUAAAUCAUGUAAUGCAUGUGUACUCAAAUUGCAUGGAUUAUGAUGCUGCUCAUAGGGUGUUUUAUGGUAUGUCUCAGAGAAAUGUAUUCUCUUGGACAGUCAUGAUAGUUGCAUCAAAUGAACAUGGUUAUUAUUUUGAUGGAAUAGUGCUCUUUUCUAUGAUGCUGGAACAAGGAGUCUUGCCUGAUGGGUUUGCCUUUUCGGCUGUUUUACAGUCAUGUGCUGGCUUAGGUUUCAUUGAGUUGGUUGAGAUGGUGCAUGCCCAUGUUGUUAUAAGAGGUUUUCUAACUCAUACGGUUGUUAGUACAUCGCUUCUCAACUCAUAUGCAAAGUUAGGGAAGAUUGAGAGUUCAUCUAAGGUGUUUCAAACCAUGGCAGAACUUAAUGUUGUUUCUUGGAAUGCUAUGAUUUCAGGAUAUACCUCUAAUGGUAUGCAUGCAGAAGCCUUUGAUUGCUUCACUGACAUGGUUGAAUCAAGGAUCACACCAAAUAACUUGACCUUCAUUAGUGUUUCCAAGGCUGUUGGGCAGUUAGGCAAUGUUAACAAGUGUCAUGAAAUUCAUAGAUUUGCAUCUAAAUGGGGAUUGGAUUCCAAUACUGUAGUUGGAACUGCUCUGAUUGAUAUGUACGCUAAGUGUGGGUCUCUAACUGAUGCUCAGUUUCUUUUUGACUCCAAGUUCAGAUUUUGUCAAAUUAGCACACCUUGGAAUGCAAUGUUAGCAGGUUAUUCACAAUCUGGUUCUCACCAUGAAGCUUUGGACUUGUUCACAAGAAUGCGUCAAAAUGAUGUCAAAUCAGAUAUUUACACAUUUUGUAGUGUGUUCAACUCCAUUGCUGCUUUGAAGCAUCCGAAAUUCUUAAGGGAGGCUCAUGCUGUGGCUUGGAAAUAUGGACAUGAUGUGAUGAAAAUUAGUACAUUGAAUGCCCUCACUGAUGCAUAUGCCAAAUGUGAGUCACUUGAAGAUGUAGAGAUGCUAUUUGAUAGAAUGGAAGAGAAAGAUAUAGUGUCCUGGACUACUUUGGUGACUGCAUAUUGUCAAUUUUCUGAGUGGGAGAAAGCCUUGAUCAUCUUUUCACAGAUGCGCAGAGAAGGCUACGUCCCCAAUGAUUUCACCUUUUCUAUUGUGAUCACUGCAUGUGCUGGUCUUUGUUUAUUAGAAUUUGGUCAGCAAAUUCAUGGAUUGAUAUGCAAGGCCAGCCUGGUUACUGAAGCAUGCAUUGAAAGUGCUCUAAUUGACAUGUAUGCCAAAUGCGGUAACCUAGUUGAUGCAAAGAAGGUAUUUGAAAGGAUCUCUAAUCCUGACACAGUUACAUGGACUGCCAUAAUAUCAGCUUAUGCUCAACAUGGUCUUGUUAAAGGUGCCCUUCAGUUCUUUAGGAAGAUGGUGCAAUGCAGUGCCAAGCCAAAUGCUGUUACAUUAUUAUGUGUUAUUUUUGCUUGUAGUCAUGGAGGAAUGGUUGAGGAAGGUCUGAACUUUUUCCAUCAAAUGGAGGAUAUCUAUGGUGUGGUACCAGAAAUGGAACACUAUGCAUGUGUUGUUGAUCUCUUAGGUCGUGUUGGCCGGUUAAAUGAGGCAAUGGAGUUCAUAGGGAUGAUGCCAAUUAAGCCCAAUGUGAUGAUUUGGCAGACAUUGUUAGGAGCUUGUAGGGUCCACAGAAAUGCAGAGCUUGGGGAGAUUGCUGCUCAAAAUAUUCUAUCCACUAAGCCAGAGUAUCCUGCUGCUUAUAUUCUUCUGUCCAAUACAUACAUGGAAUCAGGUCUAUAUGAAGAUGGGGUUAGCUUGAGAGAUGUUAUGAAAGAACGAGGCGUGAAAAAGGAACCAGGAUAUAGUUGGAUUUUCGUGAGAGGUGUGGUCCAUAAGUUUCAUGCUGGAGAUGAACAGCAUCCACAGAAGGAUGAAAUUUACACUAUGUUAGACAAGUUGAUGACGAAUAUCAAGUCCAUCCAUUAUGAAAUGGAUUUCAGUUUAUUAUCAUAGUAUACUAAUCGAAAUUAGUGAUUAUGUUAAUGGGUAAGCGAUUAGGAAAAGAAAAGGUGAUGGAAGAGAAUGACUUGAAGGAUGGCUGAAAUUUAGCCAGAAGUGUCCAUUUGCUUAUGUAGAAUCGUUAAUUUAUUCAACUUGUAAACCAAUGAUCAUUCUCAAAUUGAUAGGAUCAAUUUUGCCCGGUAUGAUGUAGCUAGAAUUUCAGUAUUAAAAAAAGAAUGCAUUGGUUUUUUA
Molecule: messenger RNA, 2901 nt
Organism: Prosopis cineraria
Lineage: Eukaryota; Viridiplantae; Streptophyta; Magnoliopsida; Fabales; Fabaceae
Product: pentatricopeptide repeat-containing protein At4g19191, mitochondrial-like
Exons: 5
Coding region: 1-2661 (886 amino acids)
Biological process (GO): RNA modification
Molecular function (GO): protein binding; RNA binding
Source: RefSeq, a predicted model, not a curated record